GCAGCAGUGAGGCUAUGCAGACAUUGUGGUACCAUACAUACUAUAUAUCAAGCCAGGCCUCAUGGGAAGAGGCUAUCCCAGUCUGCUGCAAUCCAGAGGCCAGUCUCGCGCCCGCCAUGUCCCGGACAGAGCUGCUCCAGAGCCGGCAUCGCGAUCGCCUCCUCACCAACAGCGCAGCCGAGUUCCUUGAGACGCAAGCCGACGUCGCCUUGGGCCCAGAACUCGCGCAGCAACCUCCGGAGUUCGUACCCGAGCUCGACAGAUUCGUACCACCCGACGAGAUCACCAAGCCCGAUUACUACGAGGAGUCCCAGACAAAGCUAUUGCAGUUCAGACAGACGCUAGAGGCCUUCCAAAGGACUCUGACCGACAGACGGCUGGGCGAGCGUUAUGAUGUACAAGUCAAAGAGACUUACACCAUUCAGGAUGUGUUGGCCAUCGCGCAGACCAUCCAAGAGCGCCACGAAGGGGCAGAAGAGGUCCACAGUUGCAUGGGCAAGAUCCGGAAGUUUUUCCGGGCAAGCGGCCGCAACGCCUCCACGUUACAACGUUUCCUCGAGUUUGUCCCUAAUGGCGACUACACUUCAGUGAUAUGCGGUGGCUUCACCGUCAUUCUUGGUGCACUUGAACGACUGGAGACCCUGAGGACCGACAUGUACAAAGCACUCAGUGACAUCCCCAAAAUCAUGAGCAGGAUCCAUCGCCACCUGGCUGUCCACUUUCAGUCAGCACGGCUGAAGCACUGCGCGGAUAUGGUCUGGGUGGCUGUUUUCACCGUGCUUGAGGCCAUCAUUCGAGAGCUCUCGACGAAGAGCAGCAAAAAAGCAUUCAAGGUUUUGAUCAAAGGAGAUGCUCACGCCACGGACGUUACAACGUCUCUGGCGAGCCUCACUGCUGCGGUGAACGAGUUCGAGGCGGAAGCAAACAUCUGUGAUGCCCAACGACUCGGCCAGGUUGACCGUGCCACGCAGGAGACCUGGUCAACAACACGGAGGAUGGAGUCCAACGUCCAACAACUGAGUCAAGGUAGGCAAAUGUGGCUUAGACCUUGCCCACACCCAGACCUCUGCCUCAUAAAAAUGUAUUCCAAAACCCAGCAAGCCUCAUCCACGCAAUGCUGACUCGCACGUGUGCCAGGCAUGAGCUCAUUCAGUGAGA
Microdochium trichocladiopsis is the source of this 1158-nucleotide messenger RNA. RefSeq lists its product as uncharacterized. Lineage: Eukaryota; Fungi; Ascomycota; Sordariomycetes; Xylariales; Microdochiaceae. The record is from RefSeq and is a predicted model, not a curated record. The transcript is spliced from 4 exons. The coding region runs from base 15 to 1121 and encodes 368 amino acids.